AUGCUGGAGUACGCGCAGCUCCGGGUUACAAGGGUGGUCCCAGUGGCCAAUCGGCCCUGGAAACUGCCCGCCCGUCGAGCUCAAGCGGAAAAAGCUCUAGCGCCCAGCCGGCCACGCCUAAACAGCGGCACAAGCGAAGGGGAAACCUCGGAGGGGGGCCAGACAAACAAAUCCAACAAGAGGGACCGACUAGACGACACCAUCUCACCGAAGGUGUCAUCGAAACGUCCCCGUACAACCCACACAAGAAGGGAUGGUGAGGCUAGCUACGCACAGGCGACCCUAACUCACCUGAACGUGGCUAUCACCACCAACCCCCGGACAGACCUAACAGACAAAGAAGCCACAGACAUUAAAGACCAGCUACAGAAGGCUAUCUUCACUGUAGCAGGUAACCACAAAGGCAUACCAUCAAACAUACCCUUCGCCCCCAUAUUCCUCGGCCGCACUACCCUACAUGAAGGAGUGCUGAAGCUGAAGUGCAGGGACGAUGAGACACUGGCCUGGCUGAAAGGGAUCGUCCCGACGUUCAAGGCCCCGAGGGUAGGUUUUUGCCUCACCCUCAUCGAACAACGUCAGCUAAGGCCCAAAGUCAAAGCCGCCUUAUACGUACCCGACUACCAGGGGGACGCAGACUUCCUACACAAGAUAUUAAUGAGCCAAAACAGAUACACAUACGCUGUCAGCUCAUGGCAGCUUAUACACUAUGAUGUCUCUAAAGGAGAUCGUCCUGGGAUGCUCCUAUAUCUAGGAAUACCCAGAGACGAAAUACAAAAACUUCUCGCAGAGGGCUGGAGGGUUGCAUACUCCCACGGGUCCAUAUACAUCCGGUUCUUCACGCCUGAAGGACUCAGCGAUGUACCACCAGAGGAGGAACCUAAAACGGUCGAUGACAAUAAGCCCACAGACAUGGAGACGGACAAACACACCGACAGACCUCACACUGUAGCUUCAAACACACCGACAGACUUACAGACUGACAAACCCUCCCAGACAGACACACUACCAAAACCCACACAAACAGACGGAACAGACGGACGCCAAGCAUCCCUACUCCCGACCGACAGACAAAUCCCCAAACUGACAGACGAACCAGAUGGAUCCACCCUGACGACAAACACACACAUGGAUGAAGUCAUCAACCCUCAAAACACACACCCUGCCAGCACUCCCCAGGACAUGGAAGAGGUGUUGACGCCUUUAUCACAGGUGUCCGCCUCACCAGUGUCUUGGGAAGCACUGGUGGAGACGGAU
This is a messenger RNA of Brenthis ino (lesser marbled fritillary), 1254 nucleotides long. The record is from the annotation of a GenBank genome assembly. Lineage: Eukaryota; Metazoa; Arthropoda; Insecta; Lepidoptera; Nymphalidae.